CCUCGCCCCGGCCCCGCCAGGUAGGUGAUGGAGCCCAGCGCAGGCAGCCUGAUCCCAGCCCCGCCUUGGAAGCCCCGGCGCGUCUGGGCCACAGAACUGGUGGGGGUGCCCGGGUCCUGGGCCCGCGCUCGGCUCCAGAGCCCAACAGCAGCCCGUGUGUGGCUGGCUUAUGCCAGGCGGCCACCUCCGAGGCCCUUGUACCCUGUGAGCGUGGCUCCUGCCUCUGGCCCCGGCCUCAGCCUCCGGCUUCCAGUAGCAAGUGGCUGGGGAACGGCCCCCAGUCAGGGCCCUCUGUGCCUAUGUGGUGCACAGGAAUGUGACCUGUGUCCUACAGGAGGGAGCAGACAGCUACGUGAAGGCCGAAUACCGACAGUGUGGAUGGGGGCCGAAGUGCCCGGGGACAAUCAUGUACCGAACAGUGCUCAGGCCCAGAUACAAGGUUGGCUACAAGACAGUGACGGACCUUGCCUGGCGGUGCUGCCCUGGCCUCACUGGAGAAGGCUGCCCCGAGCACCUGACGGACCACGGGGCCACCCCAGCCCAGCCAGAGCCUGAGCCCCAGAUUCCCUCAGGGCAGCUGGGCCCAGGGCCCCAGGCCCCUUCUUCUAGCAGAGCGGCCCCCAGCCCCUAUGGAAGGAAAGGCCCAGGGCUGUUUGGUGAGCGGCUGGAACGCCUAGAAGGUGAUGUCCAGCGCCUGGCACAAGCAUAUGGUACCCUCAGUGGCCUGGUGGCCAGCCACGAGGACCCCAACAAGAUGACUGGAGGUCCCAGGGCCCCAGUCGCCCCCGUGGGCUUCGGGGUCAUCUCCGAGGGGUUUGUGAGGCCCAGAGACAGAGCUGGAGGGCCGCUCCCACCCCCCCUCGACGAGAUCUUGAGCAAGGUGACAGAGGUGAGCAACACGCUCCGGACCAAGGUGCAGCUGCUGGACGAGGUGCACGGGCUGGCCCUCGGCCACGAGGCUCACCUCCAGCGGCUGCGGGAGGCCCCUCCGUCUCCGCUCACUUCCCUGGCGCUGCUGGACGAGUACGUGGACCGGCGGCUGCAGCGCCUCUGGGGGAGCCUGCUGGAUGGCUUCGAGCAGAGACUGCAGGGCGUCCAGAGCACGUGCGACCUGCGGGUGCAGGAGGUGCGGCAGCAGUGCGAGGAGGGCCAGGCGGCCAGCCAGCGGCUGCACCAGAGCCUGGACGGCCGGGAGCUGGCCCUGCGCCGGGAGCUGUCACAGCUCGGGACCAGGCUGCAGGGUCUGAGCGUGGCCGGCGGGAGCAGCUGCUGCAGCCGGCUGGCCUUGAUCAGUGCCCGCGUGGACAACCUCGAGAGGAACCUACGGGCGGUCGCUGAGGCUCGGAGGGGCCAUGGCCCCCUCGCCACGGAUGAGCUCGAGCGGCUCUCUGCUGCCAUGCUCGAGGGGGGUGUGGAUGGGCUUCUGGAGGGCCUGGAGACCCUCAAUGGGACGGAGCGCGGGGUGCGAGGCUGCUGCCUGGGGAUGGAGGAGGGUGGCUGGGAGGCGGGGGGCUUCAGGACCACGCUGGAAGAGCGGGUGCGGAGCCUAGAGGAGCGCCUGGCGGCGCUGGCCGGGGAGCUCAGCCACCACGGCGGGGGCGCGCCACCCCCACCGGGCAGGCCAGCCCGGCCCCUGGUGCAGACGGAGCUGGCGGUGUUGGAGCAGCGGCUGGUUUCCCUGGAGACCUCGUGCGCCCCCAGCACCACCUCAGCCAUCCUGGACAACCUCGCGGCGGAGGUGAAGGCCUGGCAGAGCCGGAGUGAGGCCCUCCUGCGCCAGGUGGCCGGCCACGCCGCCCUGCUCCGGCAGCUCAACGGCACCGUGGCCGAGGUCCAGGAGCAGCUGGCCGAAGCGACGGGCAGCUCGCUUCAAGGCGAGAUCACUCUGCUCAAGGUCAACCUGAACUCCGUGAGCAAGUCACUCACGGGCCUCAGCGACUCCGUCAGCCAGUACUCUGAUGCCUUCUUGGCCGCCAACUCGUCCCUGGACGAGCGGGAACGCAAGGUGGAGGCCGAGGUUCACGCCAUCCAGGAACAGGUCAGCAGCCAAGGCUCUCGGCUGCAGGCUGGCCACAGGCAGGUCCUGAGCCUGAGGGGGGAGCUGGAGCGACUCAAGGCUGGCAUGGCCGACGUGGCCGGCGGGCUGAGCCGCUGCCAGGACACGGCCCAGGAACUGCGGCACGUCGUGGGCCACUUUGACCAGCGGGUGGCUCAAGUGGAGGGUGCGUGUGGGAGGCUGGGCCUACUGGCUGCGGGCCUGGACCGCUUGCCCACUGAGUCACUCAGGCCCAGGGAAGGCCUGUGGGGCUACGUGGACCAGCUGAAUCGCACGCUGGCUCAGCACGCACAGGACAUCGCCCGCCUCCGGGAUGACCUCCUGGACUGCCGGGCGCAGCUGGCCGAGCAGGUGCGGCCCCGGCAAGCCGACUAGGCGGGUCGCAGAGGACCUAACCCUGGAUCCCACCAACCCUGGGGGUGUCCCUCCAGAGCCCAGCCUUGCCCAACAGUGCCUCCCAGCCUCUCCCUGGCCGGCAUGGAUGCCACUUCAGAGGCCACGGAAGGACUAGCCUUGGUCCAGCUCCACAGGACUAUCCCAGCCAUGAAAAUCAACACUCGUACCAACUGGACGAUUCAGGAUCACAGUCAAGGCAAGGACACCAUGCCUGAAGGCCAGGGCGGACCUAAGGGACCUCACAGUCCGGUCUGCAUUGCUCUUCUGCAGACAUACAGGGUCAUCACCUCUACAGAGGCCCGCAGGUCCAGUCCCACACGGCGGCCUAUCCACAUCUUCCUCUGUCCCUGGGCAAUAGCCCCCAGCCUGGGGAGGCUUCCGGUUCCCUCGUCCCUUUGACCUCUCUCCCUAGCCAUCUGGGCUCAGUUUCUGCAGGAAGGUGGCGCCCACUGGCACUGUCCUCACACCUGGCAGCUUUGUGGAUACAGUUUCUGAACCAAGGACCAGAGAUUUCCACCCCCCACCCCCGUCCUUCCAGACCGAACAGAAACACAAAGACUCAGCUGAGAGUUCUUUUUAUUCCUUUGGACCCUCCCCUCAAGUGAGGGCUUAGGCAGCUGUAGAUUCCCUGAGCAAAGGACAGGUCCAGACCAUGUGUUUAGAGACCCUCCUCAAUUUAUCCUCUUCUUUUUCCCAAAGAUGCUUCAUAGCCUCUGGUCCCCAUACCCCCGACUCCUCUCCAUUGGGGGAAAAUCCUGCCUGCCCCCGUCCCCAUCCCCAGGUCAGGGCCUCUCUCCCGAGUAGCCCUUGUAGACACCAUGGCCCAAUUGAGGCCAGACUCUGCAGAGGAGGCCAGGGGAGAGAGGGCCUAGUUUCCAACAUCCUAGCAAAACCCCAGCCCCACCUGGAAGUUCACUAAGUGGUGAGAUAUUCAAGUACGACGCCACGUGAACACUCAGGGUUCAUCCAGCCUGCAGAGUUCCCAGAGACCCUGAUGCCCAGCUCUGCUGAGGCUCCUGGCCUCAGUUUACCCAUGGCAGCACAGGCCCUCCUGUGCUACGUUCCAGGUCUCUGUAGCCCUGCCUUCUGGUUUCAUCCCUCCACUGUGGUGCUGUUGGGGGAGGGCUGGCCUGGAUUAAAGCUUUUAGCUCGUCUAAA
Messenger RNA from Canis lupus familiaris (dog), 3610 nucleotides. It is a transcript of the gene EMILIN3, whose product is annotated as elastin microfibril interfacer 3. The transcript is spliced from 4 exons. The record is from RefSeq and is a predicted model, not a curated record. Gene Ontology annotation, cellular component: extracellular matrix. NCBI's taxonomy places the organism in Eukaryota, Metazoa, Chordata, Mammalia, Carnivora, Canidae. The coding region runs from base 407 to 2431 and encodes 674 amino acids. Gene Ontology annotation, molecular function: protein binding.